AUGAGCAGCUUCAAUUCCCGCCCAGAGCUUCCACCCGUUUCCUCCACCCCGGGUCGCCUCUCCGGACACUUCCAUCUUUCCGCGUCCCUUGUCCACGGCGUAGCCCGCACAGCCCGGAAGCCACGCACCGAAGCACAGCUCCAGGCCGACCUUGCCAAGAUCGCGACCCUCCGCUCCCUCGAAGACUCCCUGCUUCGCGCCAGCCCCGACCUAUCCGAUCCCGAGACCUUCUCCCUCACGACCAAGCUCUUGCGCUUGAACCCAGAGCACUACACGGCAUGGAACGUCCGCAGGCGCUGCCUAACCUGUGGAUCAUUAUCAAGACCCUCGCCUGGGCCGUCGCCAUCGGCGCAGCCCGCGAGUUCGUCAGCAGCAUGCACUCAGUCUCCGUCCUCCGCCGACUCGUUGCCCUCUUCCUCGACCACGACCCAGCCCGACCCCGCGUCCCGAACAACCCCAGAGAGUGGGAAGAGUGGUACAACAGUUGAUGAUGGCAAAGACGUCACUUCAGAAGCGAAGAAUGCGCCUUCGACAGAGGUUGUUAUCGAAACGCUGAAGAACGAGUUGAUGUUCACCAUUCCCCUGCUCCUCGAGUUUCCCAAGAGCUAUUGGAUCUGGAAGUACCGUUCCUGGCUCCUACAACAAGGCAUAGAUCUCCUCCCGAAAGCCAUGGCUCGCCGCAUAUGGGAAGAGGAGCUUGGUCUUAUAUCCAAGAUGCUCACGAAGGACCGCCGCAACUUUCACGCCUGGGGCUACCGCCGGGAGGUAGUCACCACUUUGGAAAGCAAAGUCCUCGACGGGAAGAGCAUGGUAGAAUCCGAGUUCGAAUACACCACAAAGAUGAUCAACGUCGACCUGUCCAACUUUUCAGCAUGGCAUAACCGCACAAACUUGAUACCCCGCCUGCUUGAUGAGCGCAAGGCCGACGACGCCGCGCGGCAGAAGUUUCUGGAUGAUGAACUCAACCUCGUCCGCGAAGCACUGAACGUCGGCCCCGAGGAUCAGUCCUUAUGGUACUACCACCAGUUCCUCGUCCUAAACUUGACAGAAUCAGAAAACGGGCCAAAGAUCGCUCCGAAUCUGUCGCAGAAAGAGAGAGCGGAAUACGUUAAGCGUGAGAUUGACGAUAUCAAGGAGCUGGCAGAGGACUACGACGACGUCGUGGGCAUCUACAAGGCCCUGCUGGACUACACUAGGGCCCUGCCCCAAAUCGAGGAACGCUCUCUCACCGAUGAUGAGACUGCGGAUCUCAAGGCGUGGAUGGCGAAGGUGCGACAGCUGGACCCUAUGCGAUCGGGACGAUGGAGCGAUCUCGAGAGGGAGUGCGGACUUGUCUAA
Colletotrichum karsti is the source of this 1338-nucleotide messenger RNA. Its product is annotated as geranylgeranyl transferase type-2 subunit alpha. Gene Ontology annotation, biological process: protein geranylgeranylation. The coding region runs from base 1 to 1338 and encodes 445 amino acids. NCBI's taxonomy places the organism in Eukaryota, Fungi, Ascomycota, Sordariomycetes, Glomerellales, Glomerellaceae. Gene Ontology annotation, cellular component: cytoplasm; Rab-protein geranylgeranyltransferase complex. The transcript has 3 exons. The record is from RefSeq and is a predicted model, not a curated record. Gene Ontology annotation, molecular function: Rab geranylgeranyltransferase activity.